AGCAGCGAUUCAAUCAAUUGCAAGUCGUUGAUCAAAACAAUUUAAAUCAGGACAAGAAAAUAACGACACAACCACUGUUAACAAUUGAUACCAAAAAUUGGUUCCAAAUUGCAGUUGAUAAAUAUAAUCUAAAAGAAAUAACUUAUGCCGAUUUGGGAGCACUGAAAUAUGUAAAUCGUGGUGCAUUUGGAAAUGUUUACUGUACUUCUUGUAACUCAAUACCGAGUGAAAAGGUUGCCGUAAAGGAAAUAUAUAUUUCAGAAGACGAUGAUGAAAAAGGAAUUAAAAUGUUUCUUAACGAG
Messenger RNA from Racocetra persica, 302 nucleotides. Lineage: Eukaryota; Fungi; Glomeromycota; Glomeromycetes; Diversisporales; Gigasporaceae. The record is from the annotation of a GenBank genome assembly.